CAUACAUCCCAUCUAUGGACUAGACCCGCAAUGGGCUUAUGACCUUGGUUCUUCGUCGACAGUUCGCGACGUUGAUGAGCACUGCUCAUAGAGCUUCAACAUCCGUGACCUCGUCUUCAGCUGCGGGGUCGGCUCAACGCCUGAGAGACAUUGUCUGUGUAUGCGGGACAACUGGAGUUGGCAAAUCUCAACUCGCUGUUGCACUUGGGCAAUCAAUCCAAAAUGGCGGCAGCAGCGAUGCUGGCCCAAGUCGAUCUAAGAGGGCUGUCAUAUUGUCAGCAGACUCUAUGCAGCUAUAUAAAGGUCUCGACGUCAUCACAAACAAGGUGACAGUGGAGGAGCAGGGAGGCAUAGAACACUGGGGUUUGGAUGUCGUGACUCCUGGUCAAGAGGCCAGUUGGGAAUUGGGUAGAUGGUGUUCCGAAGCGGAGAAGAAGAUAUCCUCGUUGGACGAUUCCACUCUACCCAUCAUUUGCGGAGGUACCCAUUAUUUCAUGCAACACUUUUUGUUCCCUCCAGCGGAGUUGUCCUUGGCAAGAUCAGAGCCCCCAGAGAAGGCACUGGAGAUACGUUGGAAGCCUCCUUGCCCUCGGCCCGCUGUCCCGGACUUAAUGGAUCCUUCUCUUGUGACCCUGCUCGAUACAUUCUGGACCACCAAGCCAGUAUUUCCAAAGCUAGCGGAUUCUGUCAUUGAUCCGCCAGAUCAAAAGGACAGACCAGUUCAGACCAGUCGGCCGACAGAGAUAGAGGAUCACCAUCUGCUCAGCAUAUAUCAAGUCCUACAAGCUGUCGACCCCGACGAAGCGGCCAGAUGGCAUUGGCGUGACGGGAGAAAGGUUCGGAGAGCAUUGGAGAGGUGGUGGGAGCGAGGCGGAGCUCCAGCGGUCGGCACGCCCGACAAUGUCGGACGGAAUGCCAGGUUUCGUACGUUGAUAUUUUGGGUCUAUGAACCCCCUGAAACUCUCAAGAAGCGACUGGACGACCGAGUGGAUGUUAUGGUUGAGAAUGGGCUGUUGAGGGAGAUUGCAGAGAUGAGAGAGAUCGCAAAGCAGAUGUUUGGUUCAUCACAAGCGGUGGAUCAUACAGAAGGCGUUUUCCAGGCAAUAGGCUACAAGGAGUUCGCUGGCCUUCCUCUUGAUGAAACCUCUGACCCUGCGUCGCAUCCACUCUUUUCCAGCAUGCUCUCGCAGACAAAGUCUAAAACCUUUCAGUACGCCAAAUCCCAACUGAAAUGGAUCAGAAAGCAGCUCCUGCCCGUUGUGCAAGAGUCUCAGGCGAAGGGGAGUGAAGUCUUUUUGUACAUUGUACCUGGAGGACCUGCAGGUCAGGAGAUGGCCACGCCGAUCCUUCACGCUUUUCUUGAUACGCGCGAGCUGCCUGAGGCUUUAUCGACAGGCUCUCCUCAUGCCAAGUCUCUGCUCGGAAAUGGAAUGCAGAGUGACCUGCUAAGACCAAACGUCCCGAACACGGCGGAGCGUCAGCGAAUCCAUGCCAGACGCGACUGCGAGCAAUGCUCCUCGCCUGGAUUACCGGUGUCUGUGCCAGUCAAGGAAUGGUCCAUGCAUCUCACCUCUCGACAACAUAAAAAAGCCAUCUUCGAAGCCAGCGGUGGCAGGGAGAGGGUCAGGCAGGAGCAGCUAGCUAAUCGGGAAGCGAAGCGUGCCGAGAGAGCCAGGUUGAGGGAAGGAUUGGUACCUCCAGAGGGACAAAAGGGAGAUCAAAGUGCUUAGAUCAUCGGUGGAUUGAGCUCGUUGUUGUAAUUCGUGCUGUUUUUGCAUUGCCCAACAAAUUCUGGUGUACAUUGGAUCUCCGACAG
Molecule: messenger RNA, 1816 nt
Organism: Kockovaella imperatae
Lineage: Eukaryota; Fungi; Basidiomycota; Tremellomycetes; Tremellales; Cuniculitremaceae
Product: IPP transferase-domain-containing protein
Exons: 8
Coding region: 39-1730 (563 amino acids)
Biological process (GO): tRNA modification
Cellular component (GO): mitochondrion
Molecular function (GO): tRNA dimethylallyltransferase activity
Source: RefSeq, a predicted model, not a curated record